This is a messenger RNA of Calidris pugnax (ruff), 3709 nucleotides long. It is a transcript of the gene RAMP3, whose product is annotated as receptor (G protein-coupled) activity modifying protein 3. NCBI's taxonomy places the organism in Eukaryota, Metazoa, Chordata, Aves, Charadriiformes, Scolopacidae. Gene Ontology annotation, cellular component: cell surface; membrane; signaling receptor complex. The record is from RefSeq and is a predicted model, not a curated record. Gene Ontology annotation, molecular function: coreceptor activity. Gene Ontology annotation, biological process: cellular response to hormone stimulus; G protein-coupled receptor signaling pathway; calcium ion transport. The transcript has 7 exons. Bases 2191 to 2619 code for a protein of 142 amino acids.
UCAUCACAAUUUUUUCCAGUUACUUCAGUACUUUCUCAGCCAACACUUCUGUAAUGCUUGACCCCAUAUGUUUUGUGUUCUGAGGCUGUUUAGAAAAGGAAGCCGAGGGACUGCAGAUUUCCUAAGCCGGUUCGCUGCCCUUGACUUUAUGUUUGUAUACAUCAUGGGUUUAGGCAGAUAUGGGCUAAAAUGCCACCCUAACUGUAGCCACACAGCUUUUUGAGUGCCUUGGAACAUGGGCAGAGCAAACUCCUGUCUGGCUGCAGGAGACUGCGUAGGCUUUCCUUGUUUGGAGACCUACAUAUUAGAUCAAACUUCCCACAAAAACAGGGCCUGGAACCAAUUUCUCCUGCAUUUUUAUGUGUUUUAGCUUCCAACCCAGACUUAAAUGUGCAGCUCCGUUUCUAAAAAAAAAGGACUGUAUAAAAUCAUGUAUUGUGAUGUAUUAUGGCUAAGGUUUUCUUCUUCUCCUCUUCUUUAUCAGCUUCUUCCCACACUUAAGGUGUUAUCUCCUCCAUCUCUUGAAAAGUUGUUCAUGACCAGGAGCCCAAAACGUCUGACCCUGCUCUUAUGUCCAAUGUAUAUCACCUCAGUAAUGGAUUAGAUAUAGUUUGCAGAGCUGACACAUUGACAUAUUAGCAUUUAGCCUGCUGUAAAAUAUCAGUGAGCUCUUUGUAAGGUCUUUUAACGCACUAUUAGCACUAGAUGUAGCUACAGCUUCUGGCUGUUUUCCAGCCUGUUCCCUUUUAUCAAUGGAAAGCGGACAGCACAAGAACAAAUGAGCAUAGAUUGCAACAAAAAGAAAGUCAGGUUAGAUUUGGGGAAACCCAGCUUUUGUGCUAAUGAUAUUGAACUAUUGGAAGAGACAGAGAAGGUUUUGAAGCCUUCAUUUUUUGACGUGUUUUACAAAUGUGCUAUAAAUAUUGUGGUUCCUGCCUUUGGGUACCAGAGAGAGAAAUGGAUCUUCUGGAUUCCAGCACUGUGAUUUUAUUGUAUUUUUGCAGGAAAACUUCUGUCUUGUGGGGUUUUUUCCCCUUUUAAAGCAGUUACAGUGUUUACAGAAGGAAGGAGACAAGACAGUGUUCAUUAGAAACAGUAAAAUACUGUGAGUGAUGUGUGUGAGUCUGAUAAUCUGUCCUGUCCAUACUGGUAGCCAGACUUUGUUUAAGCAAGUAAUUUUCAAGAAAUAGAUUAGAAAGAUGUAUGGGGUAAGACUUUCAUAUUGCUCAGUGUGGGCAUUUUAAAACAACGUUUGAAAAGAUCAGUGCUGCGUUCUUUGGGAUUUUUUUAUUAGUAUUUGUCAGCUGAUCAGAGCUGAGUUUUUCCACUGGGUUUUGACCUGGACAUACCUGUGUCAUAGCAAAACUCUGCAGCAGUUCUCGCCUCAAGGGGAAGGUCUGAACUCUUCCCAGGUAACCAAGAAAGUAUGAGCGUGGCAACAUAAGUAAGGCAACUAAUAAUUGUGAAGGGCAAAAUAACGACCCCUUUCUUUGAUUUCUCUUAUGCUGAAGUUUACUUUCACACCGUCAAUGGCAAGUCUGAAGUAUGUUAUUGAAUAUAUUUGGUAUCUGUGGUGCGAGUAAAGCAGAGGAAGAAGGGGAGGAUAAGUUCCCUCUUCGUAAAAUGGGAUGGCAAAGCUGUUUGAAUCAGACCCGACAGUCCAAUCCAAUCUCUGUGGAGAAGAUUGGAUUGCCGUGAUCAUCAAAUUAAAUCAACAAUUCCCACAAUGGGAACAAAAAAAUUGUACGUGUGCUGCAUUUUGAGAUCCUCAACAAUUUGCAAGAGAAUGUGGAAGUGCAGAGUAAGAUAAUGAUCCAUUUCUGUGGGGGACCAAGGCCACAGGAGGAAGAAGCAGCUUCGGUGGGAGUUUUUAACAGCUGUCUGCUUUGAUAUCUCCAUGCUGCCACAUUUCUCUCUGUGAUUUCAUCAUAGACAUGAACGUAUACAACUUUAAAAAACUGAAAAGGUGGGAUUUCAUAAAACUCUUGAUUUCUUUGCUAGGGUAGACUUCGGAUUGUCUGAUACCUCUUACUUCCCCUCCUGCAGCGCUGGACUUUUUACCCUGGACUUUGCUUCAAUUAUUUGUGUUAACGUCACCAACCACAAGCAGUAAAUUCCACCUGAGAAAUCAUUGAGCUGCAACUAAUUAAUCAACUGGUUAAUAUAGUGGAUGGAGAUGUUAAUGGUCUAAUGAUGCUUGGAUUCGGUCUAAUGAUGCUUGGAUUCGCAGGUGCACGUCAACAGGCUAAUCUCUGCAAUGAAUCUCUCAUGUUAGAAAAGUUGCCUGCCUGUGGAAAAUCUUUUGAAGAGAUGAUGAAGAAAGUGGACUCUAAAAAGUGGUGCAACCUGACAGAUUUUAUCACGUAUUACGACAACUUUACUCAGUGCACAGAACGUGAAGCCAACAACGCAAGUUGCUUUUGGCCAAACCCCCUCGCAGAAGGCUUUAUCACUGGAAUUCAUAAACAGUUCUUUUCAAACUGUACUUCAGAAAAGGUUCACUGGGAAGAUCCACCAGAUGAAAUUCUCAUAACUCUGAUCUUGAUUCCAGUCAUGUUGACAUGUGCCAUGAUAACACUGGUAGUAUGGUGCAGCAAGAGGAGUGAUAUCCUGGUGUAAGUUGUUCUUGUGCGCUUUCUUUUUCUCUAUUUCCUUCUUCCGGACGAAGACAGAAACUCAACAUAAAGAUUUCAGAUCUGCCAAAAUGGAACCUGUGAGAUACUGAGACAGAGACAAUGCUCCUUUGAACAAAGAGCUGCUUGCUGCUGCUGCCAAAAGUCACUGUUUCUCAGCUUGGCCAUUGGUAUUGCUGGUGCAAAGCUCUCUACUUCCUUUGGAUCUUAUUGUCAUGGAAUUCACAGGCAGCUUCCAGAAACAGGAGAGCCCGCAGGCAAGUGGACCUGUUAGCUGCAAAAGGGGUAAGGUUACUUUCCCAUGGUUAAGGCUGGUUGGUAAACUAAGUUUUGCAAAACUACAAGUAGGUGUAUGUACACAUGGUGUAAGAUUGACUGCGGGGCAGAUGAUAUCUCUUGAGGUUUUGUGCAGGACACUUGAGUUUUUCUUCUUGUGUCUUGGAUAGAUCACUGGCAAAGGAACUGAACAUGGAUGUAACCAACUGACAGCUUUUCCUGGAAGCUAGUCAAAGACAUUAUCAAGAACUGGAAGUUUUGUUCUGGCAGAGGAACAAUUUAUGUGUCCAGUGACUAUCCCCACGGCAAAAAUAUCACGCCAAGUUAUAAAAUACUUUAUAAAACUCCUUUAAGCAUGGCUACUUGGAAUUGUAUGGCUUGCAAACAAACUCUGGGAAGAUAUACAGGUCUUAUUUUACAGAGCUGGAAAAUGUGAGAUGAAAUUGGUUGAUUAGAAAUAUACUAAGGAGUAAUGAAGAAAUUUUCAUAUGCCAGACUCUUUAUAGUUAUUAUUCUUGAUGACUUGUGUUCACUAUAUACUCCCCACUCUAACUUCAAUUUGUGCAGGUGAUAUCCUACAAAUAAAUAUAAGGGUGUUACGUUGAUUGAGGUGCCUUUAAGAGUAUAAUUUUGUACAUAAACAAUUCUUUGUCCUGUGAAGAGUGGGGGAACUAAAGUAUGAACAACAACGCUUGGAACAGACAUAGGAGAAAAGACAAAACAUUCUACACAGAAAUCUUAUUCUAUAAAGCUAUUCCUAUGUAACAAUUUUAAAUAAAGAUCACAUGCCCAAAAUAAAA